Molecule: messenger RNA, 4353 nt
Organism: Siniperca chuatsi (mandarin fish)
Lineage: Eukaryota; Metazoa; Chordata; Actinopteri; Centrarchiformes; Sinipercidae
Product: endothelin receptor type B-like
Exons: 8
Coding region: 990-2222 (410 amino acids)
Biological process (GO): vasoconstriction; G protein-coupled receptor signaling pathway; regulation of blood pressure
Cellular component (GO): membrane
Molecular function (GO): endothelin receptor activity
Source: RefSeq, a predicted model, not a curated record
GCAACAAUAAAUCACUUGUUUCAGAUUGAUGUUUUCUUCAUUUAAAGAAGGGGCUGUUCUUCACAAUUAGCAAUUUAAACACAGAAAGGCUUUACUUUCUGUCUACUUUUUUAAGUAACAGUGCAGCCAUAAUAACUAACUAAUAAUUAUAAAUGUGUUGCAAUAUUUUAGUCACAAUGUGACUAAACUGAAUUGGAGCCAACGACCUGAGAUGUUUUGUACGUGCUGUAAGUGUCUUGUGUUUUGAAGUAAGAUCCUGCAGGGGAGAAGCCUGGAGACUGAACCAUUCCCAUGACAGCAGUCCGCUAUUGAAGCUUUACAGCACGUCAGAGAAGACAACUCCUCUUUCGUCUCCACUGUGCACCUACACUACACUGUAUACGUCAUCAGCCCAAUAACCAAAUAAGUAUUUCAUUGUUGUCAAAGAGCUGGAAAAACUGAAAGUGGAGAAGUGUUGCACAUUUUCAAGAAAAGUAUUUCCAAAAAGGUCAUACGUGAAUGUUAGUUUCGUCCUGACAGCGGAGAGGGAAGGAUGCUCCUGUCUGUAAUGUGACUGGCUGUCUGUGCAGCCUCCCGGCUUGUGGCUAUAAAAAUCCCUGCACCGUCCCUCGGUGCGUCAGAGCGCAGCCGGAGCAGGGAGUGGAGGACCCUGACGCACAGCGGGAAACACCGGACACACCGUGAACUAUCACUGCUGGAACGCACCUAAGAAAUCGUAAUUAUUCAAAAAAGCAUCCGGCUAGUUAGCGGAACUCUGCUGGAAUAUCGAUCAGAAAACUUUGGCCUUGACCACACCACAACACCGCGGUCCGGACAAACAAGCACGGACUCAGACCCACGCUGCCAGACCUGGAGCACGGCUUAGUGUGUGGAUGUGUGUGAGUGUGUGAAUAUGCGCGUGUGAGUGCCUUUGAGUGUGUAUUUUUAGACUGCUGUGUGCCUCUGAGUGAGCGAACGUCUUGCUGUGUGAGUGCCAGGCUCGUGCGAGGAUGAGGGCAGUCGCUCUGCUGUGUCUCCUGAUGGUCGCUGGGAUCGGAGCCUCUCGGUUCGUCCGCGACUCCCAGGGCGGCCCCGAGGCUGCAGAACCCUCUAAGAACAACGCCUCCGUCCCGCUUCAGGCCCUACAGCCGGCCCGGCCGCGGGGCUCCUUCCCGCCCAUGUGCAUAAAGCCCACAGAGAUCACCCACACGUUCAAGUAUGUGAACACCAUCGUGUCCUGCCUGAUCUUUGUGGUGGGGAUCAUCGGCAACUCAUCCCUGCUCAGGAUCAUAUAUAAGAACAAGUGUAUGAGGAACGGACCCAAUGUCCUGAUUGGCAGCCUGGCACUGGGGGACCUGCUUUAUAUUAUCAUCGCCAUCCCCAUCAAUGUAUUUAAGCUAAUAGCCGAGGACUGGCCAUUCGGCGUGUACGUCUGUAAGUUGAUGCCGUUCAUCCAGAAAGCUUCAGUGGGAAUCACCGUCCUCAGCCUGUGUGCCCUCAGUAUUGAUCGCUACCACGCAGUGACGUCAUGGAGCAGGGUGAAGGGGAUGGGGAUCCCUCUGUGGAAAGCAGUGGAGGUGACUCUGAUCUGGCUGGUUGCUGUGCUGCUCGCAGUCCCCGAGGCGCUGGCAUUCGACAUGUUGGAGAUGCCGUACAGGGGCAGCAAGCUGCGCGUGUGUCUGCUGCAUCCAGAACAGACCACCAGCUUUAUGAAGUUCUACCAGGAUGUGAAAGACUGGUGGCUGUUUGGCUUCUAUUUCUGCUUCCCGCUGGCCUGCACAGGAAUCUUCUACACGCUCAUGUCCUGUGAGAUGCUCAGUCGCAAAAAAGGCAUGCGCAUCGCACUCAACGACCACAUGAAACAGCGGAGGGAAGUAGCGAAGACAGUGUUCUGCCUCGUGUUGAUUUUUGCUCUCUGCUGGCUGCCCCUUCAUCUCAGCCGUAUUCUGAAGAAAACUAUCUACGACCAAAACGAUCCCAACCGCUGUGAACUGUUAAGCUUCCUGUUAGUGAUGGAUUACAUCGGCAUCAACAUGGCCUCCCUAAACUCAUGCAUUAAUCCGAUUGCCCUGUACUUUGUCAGCCAGAAGUUUAAAAACUGCUUCCAGUCUUGCCUGUGCUGCUGGUGCUACAGAACGUUUCCCCUGGAUGAACGAGGUUCAGGAGGACGCUGGAAGGGCUCUUGUCACGGGAACGGACUGGACCGCUCCAGCUCCAGUCAUAAAUACACAAGCUCUUCAUAAACACACACACACACACACACACACGCACACACACAUGCAUGCACACGCACACACGCACUUACUCAUCACACACCUCUGCUGCCAAACCCAUGUUCCCAUCAACCCGCAUCACUGCCAAUCAGAUCCCAGUGAGGAGGGGGGGAAAUGGAGCGAGGUAGAAGUCACUUCUACAGGACUCACAGCAGACUGAUAAAAAAAAAAAAGGACCAACCCAACCUGAUGAAUGAAAUAACAGGACUGUACCUGUUCAGGCUGUAAUACUAAGUGCAAAAACUAUGAUGCAACCAAGGCUACAUAAAUCCGUUCAUACUCCCACGCCGUGGCUUGUGUAGAGGACCAAAAGUCUCUCAGUGGAUCAACAUGGUAAAUACAUUUUUAAAGAACGUUUAUUAAAGCCACAUGUAAAUGAAUGUACAGGAUUGUCUACAUGCAGAUUGCAGACCUAUGAUUAUAUCUAGCCUUAGUGCUUCAUGUAUGAAUAACAGCACUGAUGAGUACUACCUGUUGAAGCUUUAAUACCUCGCGGGGAAAGAUAGAGGGAAACAGUUCUUUUCCAAAAAGCCUCAAAAGGUGCAAGUCUUUUUUAUGAACAUGCACGAGAGAAAUCAGUAGCUGAUUAUCUGACAAUCAACUGCAUGUUGUCACUGAGCCCCGGUGACAUCAUACCAGAGUAAAAUGGGCCCCACUGUGUGCCUUACAGUCAUGUGGAGAGUGGAGCAUUCAACAUCGGACAUCUUUUAUCUGGAAAUUAUCGCCGCUUUAAGUCAUGUGGAGGGCAGCUGUUGUCCGAGAAUGCUGACAAAUACCAGAUGAUUCCCGCCACGCUUCACAGAAGAGGUCAUUAUUAGUACUAUUAUUAUUGCAGUAUUCAUGCGGUUGUAAGUGUAUAAAGCCUUUACCCGUCUCUUACAAUGUAGCUUUUAUUUUUCUAAGAAAAUAUCACAAAACACAUUAAGCUUGUUUAAUCUUCCAACAUGAGCCAUGUCCAUUUAGUAUUUCCAAAUAUUUCACCUCCAUCAGUGAGCGGUCAUGUUACAAAGAUGUUCAUGAGGCCGGAAAUGUCUCUUUGCUUCUAAGAGCUGCUUGAGGAAUACGUUUUCUAAGAUUGACCCAUUUAAAAGCUUUAGGAAGAAAAACGAAAUCCCGUACAGCUGGAUGUUUUUACAGCAGUGAAUGUUUUUAGUGGAGAUUAAAUAUGUAAUGAUCAUAAAAAUGAUUUAGAUGUAUUAGUUCUUUCCAUUAAAUAUAAUCCUGGUAAAAUUCAGGAUCUCUAACUGAUUUAAUGUGUUUAACCAACAUCAAUUGUGAAGGAGAGAUGCAAGAAGGAUCUCAUAAUGAGAAAAGAAAUAUGUGGAGUGCAACACAGUAAGAGAAGAAGAGUUAGGACGUCUGUAGCUCGAGGUAGCUGCACAUGCUGAGUAGUCACAUACUUGUGACAAAUCUUGUGAUUCCAACUCAUCAAGAAAGAAACUUUAAAAAGUCAGACGUGAGGAGAAGCUGCAGGUUGUGCUUGAUAGUAAGUCUCCAAGCUUAAUUCCAUCAGAGGCAAUACAUGGAUUGUGUGUUCUCAGUAUUAUCAUCUGGGGAAAACCUGCUGCACGUUACAAUUAGUUGUAAGCAAACAUUAAAUCUAAGUGAAUCAAACACUGGCAGUAGUGAGAGCAUAUGCUGAUGAUACAAGCACAAGAUGAAUCCACUUUAUCUGGUGCUCUUUUUUUGGGAUCUCAGUACAUGGUGUUGGAAAUCCUUUUCUAUAUCAAACUAAUAAGCAAAUGUGUCCUCUUCCAAAACCACAUUUGUGCUGAGAAACCAGACAAGGUGUUUGUUCACACUGAAGCAUUUUAUGUAAUAUAAUAUAUAAAUGUUGGAACAAAAUAUUUCCUUUGCCCCUGUAUUAGAGUUUGCAAUGGUGCUCACAUCAGCUGCACAUGCAGUUUGUGACUCAUUCAUUCAUUAUAUGUAUUUAUGUCAUCUUUGCCGUGCUUUUAGUACUGGGAGGUCUUAUAGAGGGAUCACCAAGCUAAGACAUUUAGAAGUCAUUUCAGGUUGAAAAUAAAAUGUAAUGUGAAUACUGUCCCUUUAUACUGUACUUAUAUACCGAGUACGCUGUAAUAAAUAUUAUUUUAUAGCA